AUUGAAUACAGAUACAAAUACAAAUACGUAUCACUUGAAUUUAAAAAGACAAUAAUAAUAAUAAUGACAACUACAACAUCGACAAGUGAUACAGAGAUGGCUGAUUCAGCAAAUGGAUCAUCAUCAACACCAACCACAACUACAACCACAACUACAUCUACAACCUCAACUUCAAACAAUAACAACAAUAAUAAUACAUCAUCUGCACCAGGUGCAGAGGGAGGCGGUAGCGCUACAAAGAUAGAUGAGAUCAAGUCUUCGGUAAAGUCACAGAGAGUCGCAACACACAGUCACAUCAAGGGUCUUGGAUUGGCACAGGACGGCACAGCAAACACAAUUGGCGACGGUCUCGUUGGCCAAGCACGCGCACGUGAAGCAUCAGGCAUCGUUGCCGAGCUCAUUCGCUCAAAGAAGAUGGCCGGCAAGGCACUGUUGCUGGCCGGUCCACCCGGCACGGGCAAGACUGCGCUGGCACUGGCGAUCGCACACGACCUCGGCAGCAAGGUGCCCUUCUGCCCAAUGGUCGGCUCGGAGGUCUACUCAUCCGAGGUCAAGAAGACCGAGAUCUUGAUGGAGAACUUCCGUCGCUCGAUCGGUCUGCGCGUCAAGGAGACCAAGGAGGUGUACGAGGGCGAGGUCACCGAGAUCACGCCCGAGGAGACAGACAACCCGCUGGGCGGCUAUGGCAAGACGAUCGCCAGCGUCAUCAUUGGACUCAAGACGACCAAGGGCACCAAGCAGCUCAAACUCGACCCAACCAUCUACGAAUCGAUUCAGAAGGAGAAGAUCACACUGGGCGACGUCAUCUACAUCGAGGCCAACAGCGGCUCAGUCAAGCGCGUGGGUCGCUCCGACUUUUACGCCACGGAGCACGACCUCGAGGCCGAGGAGUACGUGCCCCUGCCCAAGGGCGAGGUGCUCAAGAAGAAGGAGAUCAUCCAGGACGUCACGCUGCACGACCUCGACUUGGCCAACGCCAAGCCACAGGGUGGCCAGGACAUCAUGUCGAUGAUGGGCCAGAUGAUGAAGCCCAAGAAGACAGAGAUCACAGAGAAGCUGCGUCUGGAGAUCAACAAGAUCGUCAACAGGUACAUCGAGCAGGGCGUGGCCGAGCUGGUGCCGGGCGUGCUGUUCAUCGACGAGGUGCACAUGCUGGACAUUGAGUGUUUCUCAUACUUGAACAAGGCGCUCGAGUCGACGCUGGCGCCCAUCGUCAUCUUUGCCACGAACCGCGGCAACUGCGAGAUCAAGGGUACGGACAUUGCCUCGCCACACGGCAUCCCCGUCGACUUGCUAGACCGUCUGAUGAUCAUCCGCACGCUGCCCUACUCCUUCAACGAGAUUGUACAGAUACUUACGAUUAGGGCCACGGUCGAGGGACACAAGAUUGAGGACGACGCACUUCAGUACCUGGCAGAGAUUGGCGACAAGUCAUCGCUGCGCUACGCCAUCCAACUGUUGACGCCAUCGGCCAUUCUGUCCAGGACGAAUGGUCGCCCAUCAAUCAUCAAGGAUGACAUUGAAGAGGUCAGCACCCUAUUCAACGAUGCCAAGACCUCUGCCAAGUUGCUAGAGGAGAAUAAAUCAAAGUAUCUCUACUAA
Molecule: messenger RNA, 1602 nt
Organism: Acytostelium subglobosum LB1
Lineage: Eukaryota; Evosea; Eumycetozoa; Acytosteliales; Acytosteliaceae
Exons: 1
Biological process (GO): box C/D snoRNP assembly; chromatin remodeling; regulation of transcription by RNA polymerase II
Cellular component (GO): Ino80 complex; NuA4 histone acetyltransferase complex; R2TP complex
Molecular function (GO): ATP hydrolysis activity; DNA helicase activity; ATP binding
Source: RefSeq, a predicted model, not a curated record